ACUUCCGGUACUGUCAUGGCGACAUGGUGGUGUGUCUGCUAAAAUAAAGAAAAAUAACCCCAUCCCUGGUCAACAUCGGAAUUUGAUCAUUAACUGGUUGCAAAUUGCAGAGGAAUCAUUAUUUAUACUGAGAAUUCAAGUGGCCCAUCGCGGCUCGCACCCGGCCGGCCAUGGCGGCGCAUAAACCCGUGGAAUGGGUUCAGGCCGUAAUUAGUAGAUUCGACGAGCAGCUUCCAGUUAAAGUGGGCCAACAGAACACUCACACCAAAGUCAGCACGGAGCACAACAAGGAAUGUCUGAUCAACAUCUCCAAGUAUAAGUUCUCACUGGUGAUCAGUGGCCUCACAAACAUACUGAAGAAUGUGAACAACAUGCGAAUAUUUGGGGAGGCUGCGGAGAAGAACCUGUAUCUCUCUCAGCUCAUCAUCCUGGACACACUGGAGAAGUGCCUUGCUGGGCAACCGAAGGACUGCAUGCGUCUGGACGAGACCAUGCUGGUGAAGCAGCUGCUGCCAGAGAUCUGUCACUUCAUCCACACGUACCGCGAGGGCCACCAGCACGCCGCCGAGCUCCGUAACUCCGCCUCCGGGGUCCUCUUCUCCCUCAGCUGCAACAACUUCAACGCUGUGUUCAGCCGCAUCUCCACCAGGUUGCAAGAGCUCACCGUGUGUACGGAGGACACAGUGGACGUCCAUGACAUUGAGCUCAUCCAGUACAUUAAUGUGGACUGUGCCAAGCUGAAGAAACUGCUCCAAGAGACUGUGUUUAAAUUCAAAGCCCUCAAGAAGCCUGCCCAGCUAAGUGUCAUCAACAGUUUAGAGAAGGCCUUCUGGAACUGGGUGGAGAACUACCCUGAUGAGUUCACCAUGCUAUACCAGAGGCCACAGACAGACAUGUCUGACUGUGCAGAGAAGCUGUUUGACCUGGUGGACAGUUUUGCUGAGAGCGCCAAGAGGAAGGCAGCCGUGUGGCCCCUGCAGAUCAUCCUCCUCAUCCUCUGUCCCAACAUCACACAGGAACUCUCCAGAGAGACCGUGGAGGACACCAAGGUCAACAAGAAACUGUUCCUGGAUAACCUGAGGAAGGCUCUGGCUGGCCAUGGGGGCAGUAAACAGCUGACUGAGAGUGCUGCCAUCGCCUGUGUCAAACUCUGCAAGGCCUCCACCUACAUCAACUGGGAGGACCACUCUGUCAUCUUCCUCCUGGUGCAGUCCAUCGUAGUGGACCUCAAGGCCCUGCUCUUCAACCCAGCCAAGCCUUUCUCCAGAGGGGCGGGAAGUCAGAACGCAGACGUGGACCUCAUGAUCGACUGCUUUGUCUCCUGUUUCCGCAUCAAUCCACAUAACAACCAUCACUUUAAGGUCUGCCUGGCAUCAUCCUCCCCUCCCACCUUUCACUUUGUCCUGGUCAACUCCCUACACAGAAUCAUCACUAAUUCUCCAUUGGACUGGUGGCCUAAGAUUGACACUGUGUACUGCUACUCAGGAGAGCUGAGGAUCAUGUUUUCUGAGACACUGGGCCACGUGAUGAGAGGCUGCAGUACACACGCUCCCCUCCGCAUGACUCCGAGUCUGACCUUCAAGGAGAAGAUGACCAGUCUGAAGUUCAAGGAGAAGACCACAGACCUGGACACUCGGAGCCUCCUGCUGGCCCUGGUCAAGCUCAUCCACGCUGACCCCAAACUCAUGCUGCAUAAUCCGGGUAAGCAGGGUCAGGAGAUCCAGAGCAGUACAGCAGAGCUGAUCACCGGUCUGGUGCAGCUGGUGCCUCUGGCCAACAUGGGAGAGUGUUCACAGGAGGCCAUGGAGGCCCUCUUGGUCCUGCAUCAACCUGAGACCAUAGAGCUGUGGAACCCAGAUGCUCCCAUUGAGACCUUCUGGGACAUCAGUUCCCAGGUCCUCUUCUUCAUCUGUAAGAAGCUGGUUGGCCACCAGAUGAUCAAUAGCACAGAGAUCCUCAAGUGGCUGAGGGAGAUCCUCAUAUGCAGGAACAAGUUCCUCCUCAGGAACAAGGAGCAGGCCAUAGUGGGCAGUGGCAUCCCCAUCUGCAGACAGGCCCAGACCAAGCUGGAGGUGUGUCUCUACAUGUUCCUGUGGAGCCCUGACAUGGAGGCCGUUCUGGUGGCCAUGUCCUGCUUCAGACACCUGUGUGAGGAGGCUGAGGUCCGCUGUGGCAUGGACGAGGUCCCGGUGCAGACCAUCCUGCCCAACUACAACACCUUCAUCGAGUUUGCCUCCGUCAGCAACAUGAUGUCCACAGGCCGCUCAGCCCUGCAGAAGAGAGUGAUGGCUCUGUUGAGGAGGAUAGAACACCCUACUGCAGGAAACAAAGAGGCAUGGGAAGACACACAUGCAAAAUGGGAGCAGGCAACGAAAUUAAUCCUCACCCAUCCCAAAACUAAGCUAGAGGAUGGCCAGGAGUGGAUCAACAUGACUGGUUUCCUGUGUGCUCUGGGAGGUGUGUGUCUGCAGCAGCGCAGUGUCCCAGGCCUGGCCACCUACAGCCCCCCCAUGGGGCCUCUCAGUGAGAGGAAGAGCUCCAUGAUCUCCAUGGGCUCCUGUGAGGGGAACACUGAGACGCCCCUGGGCCGCUUCCUGGACCGCCUGCUGUCCCUCAUGGUGUGCAGCCAUGAGAAGGGUGUUCAGAUCCGGACUAAUGUUAAGGACCUGGUGGGCCUGGAGCUCAGCCCAGCUCUCUACCCUAUGCUCUUCAACAAACUCAAGAACAGCAUCAGCCGCUUCUUCGACGCACAGGGGCCGGUCCCCAUCAAUGACACUAACACCCAGUUUGUGGAGCAGACCAUUGCCAUCAUGAAGAACCUACUGGACAACCACACUGAGGGCAGCUCAGAGCACCUGGGACAGGCCAGCAUAGAGACCAUGAUGCUCAACCUGGUCAGGUACGUGCGUAUCCUAGGCAACAUAGUGCAUGCCAUCCAGAUCAAGACCAAGCUGUGCCAGCUGGUGGAGGUGAUGAUGGAGAGACGAGACGACCUGUCCUUCUGCCAGGAGAUGAAGUUCAGGAAUAAGAUGGUGGAGUACCUGACAGACUGGGUGAUGGGCACCUCAAACCAGGCGGCUGAUGAUGACGUCAAGUGUCUUACCAGGGACCUGGACCAGGCCAGUAUGGAGGCGGUGGUGUCCCUGCUAGCUGGCCUGCCCCUCCAGCCUGAGGAGGGAGACGGAGUGGAACUGAUGGAGGCCAAGUCCCAGCUCUUCCUCAAGUACUUCACCCUGUUCAUGAACCUGCUGAAUGACUGCAGUGAGGUGGAGGAUGAUGGGCAGCAGGUGGCAGGGAGGAAGAGGGGCAUGUCUCGACGCCUGGCCUCCCUCCGACACUGCACCGUCCUGGCCAUGUCCAACCUCCUCAACGCUAACGUGGACAGUGGCCUCAUGCAUUCCAUCGGUCUGGGCUACCAUAAGGACCUGCAGACGCGGGCCACCUUCAUGGAGGUGCUGACUAAGAUCCUGCAGCAGGGGACAGAGUUUGACACGCUGGCAGAGACGGUGCUGGCUGACCGCUUCGAGAGGCUGGUGGAGCUGGUCACCAUGAUGGGAGACCAGGGAGAGCUGCCUAUUGCCAUGGCACUGGCCAACGUAGUGCCCUGCUCCCAGUGGGAUGAGCUGGCGCGGGUGCUGGUGACUCUGUUUGACUCGCGCCACCUCCUGUACCAGUUGCUGUGGAACAUGUUUUCCAAGGAGGUGGAGCUGGCGGACUCCAUGCAGACUCUGUUCCGAGGAAACAGUCUGGCCAGCAAGAUCAUGACCUUCUGCUUUAAGGUGUACGGGGCCACGUACCUGCAGAAGCUUCUAGAACCUCUCCUCAGAGGGGUCAUCACCGGCCCAGAGUGGCAGCUCAUCAGCUUCGAGGUGGACCCCACCAGGCUGGAGCAGAGUGAGAUCCUGGAGGAGAACCAGAGGAACCUGCUGCAGAUCACCAACCGCUUCUUCCUGGCCAUCAUCAACUCCUCCACAGAGUUCCCCCCUCAGCUGCGCAGUGUCUGUCACUGCCUGUUCCAGGCAACUUGCCACUCUCUACUGAAUAAAGCCACAGUUAAAGAGAAAAAGGAAAGCAAAAAAGCAGUGGUCAGCCAGCGUUUCCCCCAGAACAGCAUAGGGGCGGUGGGUAGUGCCAUGUUCCUACGUUUCAUCAACCCUGCCAUAGUGUCGCCCUACGAGGCGGGCAUCCUGGAUAAGAAACCUCCUCCCAGGAUAGAGAGGGGAUUGAAGCUCAUGUCCAAGAUCCUGCAGAGCAUUGCCAACCAUGUUUUAUUCACCAAAGAGGAGCACAUGAGGCCUUUUAAUGACUUUGUCAAAAGCAACUUUGAUGCAGCUAGAAGGUUUUUCCUGGACAUUGCAUCAGACUGCCCUGCCAGUGACUCAGUCAACCACAGCCUGUCCUUCAUUAGUGAUGGCAACGUUCUGGCCCUGCACCGGCUGCUGUGGAACAACCAGGAGAAGAUAGGACAGUACCUCUCCAGCAACAGGGAUCACAAGGCAGUGGGGAGACGGCCGUUUGACAAGAUGGCUACCCUCCUGGCCUACCUGGGGCCCCCAGAGCACAAACCUGUGGCUGACACCCACUGGUCCAGCCUCAACCUCACCAGCUCCAAGUUUGAAGAAUUUAUGACCAGACACCAGGUACAUGAGAAAGAGGAGUUCAAAGCCCUGAAGACCCUCAACAUCUUCUACCAGGCUGGCACCUCCAAGAACGGCAACCCUGUCUUCUACUACAUCACACGCAGAUUCAAGACGGGCCAGAUCAACGGUGACCUUCUCAUCUACCACGUGCUGCUGACCUUGAAGCCCUACUAUGCCAAGCCCUAUGAGAUUGUGGUGGACCUGACCCACGCCGGACCCAGCAACCGCUUCAAGACCGACUUCCUGUCCAAGUGGUUUGUGGUGUUCCCGGGCUUUGCCUACGAGAAUGUGGCGGCCAUCUACAUCUACAACUGCAACACGUGGGUGAGGGAGUACACCAAGUACCACGAGAGGCUGCUGACGGGCCUGAAGGGGAGCAAGAAGCUGCUGUUCAUUGACUCCCCAGCGCGGCUUGCGGAACACGUGGAGCCUGACCAGCAAAAGCUCCCUGCGGCCACGCUAGCCCUGGAGGAAGACCUCAAGGUGUUCCACAACGCCCUCAAACUGGCCCACAAGGACACCAAGGUCUCCAUCAAGGUGGGCUCCACGGCGGUCCAGGUGACGUCUGCAGAGCGUACCCGGGUCCUGGGUCAGUCGGUCUUCCUCAACGACAUCUACUAUGCCUCAGAGAUAGAGGAGAUCUGCCUGGUGGACGAGAACCAGUUCACGCUGACCAUUGCCAACCAGGGCACGCCGCUCACGUUCAUGCACCAGGAGUGUGAGGCCAUCGUCCAGUCCAUCAUCCACAUCAGGACGCGCUGGGAGCUGUCCCAGCCUGACUCCAUCCCCCAACACACCAAGAUCAGGCCCAAAGAUGUGCCGGGCACCCUGCUCAACAUCGCCCUGCUCAACCUGGGCAGCUCUGACCCCAGCCUCAGAUCGGCGGCCUACAACCUGCUCUGUGCCUUAACCUGCACCUUCAACCUGAAGAUAGAAGGCCAGCUGCUGGAGACAUCAGGCCUGUGUAUCCCUGCAAACAACACCCUCUUCAUAGUGUCCAUCAGCAAGACACUGGCCGCCAACGAACCACACCUCACCCUGGAGUUCCUGGAAGAGUGUAUCUCUGGCUUCAGCAAAUCUAGUAUUGAGUUGAAGCACCUGUGUCUGGAGUACAUGACCCCCUGGCUACUCAACCUGGUGAGAUUCUGUAAGCACAACGACGACGCCAAGCGCCAGCGCGUCACCGCCAUCCUGGACAAGCUCAUCACCAUGACCAUCAAUGAGAAGCAGAUGUACCCCUCUAUCCAGGCUAAGAUCUGGGGUAGUCUGGGACAGAUAACGGACCUGCUGGACGUGGUGCUGGACAGCUUCAUCAAGACCAGCGCUACAGGAGGCCUGGGAUCCAUCAAGGCUGAGGUCAUGGCCGACACAGCUGUGGCGCUGGCCUCAGGGAAUGUCAAGCUGGUGUCCAGCAAGGUGAUAAUCCGCAUGUGUAAGAUCAUCGAUAAGACGUGUCUGUCUCCCACACCCACCCUGGAGCAACACCUGAUGUGGGAUGAUAUCGCCAUCCUGGCCCGCUACAUGCUCAUGCUGUCCUUCAACAACUCUCUGGACGUGGCCACUCACCUGCCCUACCUGUUCCACGUGGUCACUCUGCUGGUGGCCACCGGCCCCCUGUCCCUCCGCGCCUCCACACACGGCCUGGUCAUCAACAUAAUCCACUCCCUCUGUACCUGCUCCCAGCUCAACUUCAGUGAGGAGACCAAGCAGGUCCUAAGGCUGAGCCUGACAGAGUUCUCCCUGCCUAAGUUCUACCUGCUGUUUGGCAUCAGUAAGGUCAAGUCUGCUGCGGUCAUCGCCUUCCGCUCCAGCUACCGCGAUCGCUCCUUCUCCCCCGGGUCAUACGAGAGGGAGACCUUUGCCCUGUCCUCCCUGGAGACAGUCACAGAGGCCCUGCUGGAGAUCAUGGAGGCCUGUAUGAGGGAUAUCCCUGGCUGUAAGUGGCUGGACCAGUGGACAGAGCUGGCUCAGAGGUUUGCCUUCCAGUACAACCCGUCCCUGCAGCCCAGAGCCCUGGUGGUGUUUGGCUGCAUCAGUAAGAGGGUGACCCACGGCCAGAUCAAACAGAUCAUCAGGAUUCUCAGCAAGGCCAGCCCCCUGCUCAGCAUAGACCGGGGUCUGGAGAGCUGUCUAAAGGGACCUGAUAACUACAACAGCCAGGUGUUGAUAGAAGCCACAGUAAUCGCUCUCACCAAGCUACAGCCUCUCCUCAACAAGGACUCCCCCAUGCACAAGGCUCUGUUCUGGGUGGCCGUGGCUGUGCUCCAGCUGGACGAGGUCAACCUCUACUCUGCCGGCACCGCCCUGCUGGAGCAGAACCUCCACACUCUGGACAGCCUCAGGGUAUUCAACGACAAGAGUCCAGAGGAGGUGUUUAUGGAGAUCAGGAAGCCUCUGGAGUGGCACUGUAAACAGAUGGACCACUUUGUGGGCCUCAACUUCAAUUCCAACUUCAACUUUGCACUAGUGGGUCACCUGUUGAAAGGGUACAGACACCCCUCCCCCAACACAGUGGCGCGGACCAUCCGGAUUCUCCACACACUGCUGGCCCUGGUGGGAAAACACCUCAACUGUGACAAGUUUGAGGUGAACACCCAGAGUGUGGCCUACCUGGCAGCUCUCCUCACUGUUUCGGAGGAGGUCCGCAGCCGCUGCAGCCUCAAGCACAGGAAGUCCCUGCUCCUCUCGGAAGUUACCAUGGAGAAUGUUCCCAUGGACACGUACUCUGUGCACCACAGCGACCCCUGCUGCAGGACUCUUCGGGAGAGUCAGCCGUGGACGUCCCCCAAGGUGUCGGAACGCUACCUAGUGGCUCACUACUCCUCGGUGGGGCAGAUCAGCCCCCGCACACGCAAGUCCAUGAGCCUGGACAUGGGCCAGCCUUCCCAGGCAAACACUAAGAAACUGCUGGGCACUAGGAAGAGUUUUGAUCACUUGAUAUCAGACAACAAAGCACCAAAGAGGCCAGAUAUGGAGUCUGGCAUCACUACGCCUCCAAAGAUGAGGAGGGUGGCGGAGAACGAUUAUGAAAUAGAAUCCACCCAAAGAAUCUCCCAUCACACCCUGAGGAAGGUGUCUGUGUCAGAGUCCAAUGUGCUGCUGGAUGAAGAGGUCCUCACAGACCCCAAGAUCCAGGCUCUGCUGCUCACGGUCCUGGCUACGUUGGUGAAGAAUACAACAGAUGAUUUUGACCAGAGAAUCCUCUACGAGUUUUUAGCUGAAGCUAGUGUUGUCUUCCCUAGGGUAUUUCCAGUUGUUCACAACCUGCUGGACUCGAAGAUCAACACCCUCUUAUCACUGUGCCAGGACCCUAACCUCCUAAACCCCAUCCAUGGCAUCGUGCAGAGUGUGGUGUACCACGAGGAGUCACCCCCCCAGUACCAGCCCUCCUACCUGCAGAGCUUUGGGUUUAAUGGUCUAUGGAGAUUCGCUGGGCCCUUCUCAAAGCAAACCCAGAUCCCGGACUACGCUGAGCUGAUAGUGAAGUUUCUGGAUGCAUUGAUUGACACGUAUCUGCCAGGGAUCGACGAGGAGACGAGCGAGGAGUGUCUGCGUACGCCCACGUCGCCCUACCCCCCGCCCGUCCAGAGCCAGCUCAGCAUCACAGCCAACCUCAACCUCUCCAACUCCAUGACCUCACUGGCCACUUCCCAGCACUCCCCAGGCAUCGACAAGGAGAAUGUGGAACUCUCUCCGACCACGGGUCACAGCAACAGCGGGCGCACGCGCCACGGCUCUGCCAGCCAGGUGCAGAAGCAGCGCAGUGCAGGCAGUUUCAAACGGCCCAGCAUCAAGAAGAUCGUAUGAGAGAGGCCCACCACUAGGGCCCCUUACUGGGGUCGCCCACGCCAGUCAUCAUGCUGCACUUUUACUCCAACUCUCUCUUUCUAUCUCUUGUUCUAUCGAUCUCUCUCAGCCUUGAUUCUCCUUUUUGUUUUUUUGUUUUUUUACCCUAACCUGUCCAGUCAGCCAUAAUUUGCUUGACGAUCAAGAACUCUCUGAAUAUGAUGCAUUGUUUUGCAGUUUUGUUUAUGAAACAGUCAAUGUAUGAGAUGUCAUGGAGAAGAGUCUGGCGGUUUUUAUGUUUUGUCUUUUUGUGUCACAUACUGAACUACAUUGGAAUCCUUUUUUUAAAACAGCAUAAGUUGAAAGAAAGCACUGACAUUGACAACACAGCAGUAAAAGUAGGGAUCAUAGUAUCUGAAGCCAUUUUGUUGUCUGACUUCUUUGUCUUGUUUUAAUUUUGUUUCAUAAUGAUAAGGUAUUACGAGAAGACCAUUUCUGAGAUUUGCACAAUUUUCUGUAAUUCAACAUGCUUGUACGUUUGUUUGUUUUUUGCCUUUUCUAAGUGUUGUUAGUAGGACAUUGAUAGAGCUUUGCCAAUGGGGCUGAACUAGAUCAAAGGACAUGCUGCAGAUACCUCUCAUUGGGACACAUGGCGAUGAAGAGGCAUUGGACCUUGGGACCCAGCGUUGAGGAAAGGGAUCCCUCUCACCCACCAGAGAGACACUGCAGAGGGAGAGCACUACCCUGAAACACACACCAUACUGGAGGAAAUCGCUGAAUGCCCUAAACCCUCAUGUAGUAGCAACAUCUGUGAAAAGCAUGACCAACAACAGACAUUAGUGGUUUACUAUGCUGUCGAGGUGGGGGCUGGACUAUCAAUUGGCCCUGUUUGAGCUGUGUCAGGGACAAUCUAAUGAUGGCCAAGCCAUGUGUCUUUAUUGAUUAGUGAUUGUCAAAGCUGUGGGGAUUCCUCUGUUAGGCAGUAUUUUUAUUCCCACAUGAGUGUCAGAGAGGGUGAACUAGGCGGCAGGUUGACGUUUUAUUGUCAUUAGUCUUGUCCUGGAAGCAGAACUGAGCGAUUUCCCCUUAGAUAGGCUAGCUGUAAAGUCAAAAUUGGAUAUAUUGUAAAGAUUAAUGAAAACAAAAAUGUGCUUUUUGGUCUUAAUUUAAGGUUGGGGUUAGCCAUUAGGGUUAGCACUGUGUUUAAGGUUAGGGUUAGGUUCUAUGAUUUUGUGGCUGUGCAAGCUAGUGACCACUGCAGAGCUGCCUCCAGAACAAUUUUCGUGAUGAAAAAAACGCUGGAGGACAGCAGCCCUGCAGGUUUCAGAACUUUAGAUUUUAAUCAGCACCCUAUUCACGUUUUACAACACUAUAGUGAGGGAAAAAAGUAUUUGAUUCCCUGCUGAUUAUGUACGUUU
Molecule: messenger RNA, 9844 nt
Organism: Coregonus clupeaformis (lake whitefish)
Lineage: Eukaryota; Metazoa; Chordata; Actinopteri; Salmoniformes; Salmonidae
Product: neurofibromin-like
Exons: 57
Coding region: 171-8447 (2758 amino acids)
Biological process (GO): regulation of GTPase activity
Source: RefSeq, a predicted model, not a curated record